CUUUCAAGGUCCAAGAUGCGUUUCUUGGUAGGGUUUCUCCUUGCAAUUCUGCUCGUCAUCGUUCCGGCAGCACCAGCAGCUAAAAAACCUCCUUGCGGUGAGUGCAAUAAAAUCCAAGACCGUAUCCGCUCUGAACUUUGUUUUAAGAAUUUCAUUCCUGCCUGUGAUUUGGAACUUAGGACCGAUCAUAACAACUGGAAUUUCACAGUAAAUCCGUCAAUAAAAGUUGUGACGUAA
Molecule: messenger RNA, 237 nt
Organism: Cylicocyclus nassatus
Lineage: Eukaryota; Metazoa; Nematoda; Chromadorea; Rhabditida; Strongylidae
Source: the annotation of a GenBank genome assembly